This is a messenger RNA of Archocentrus centrarchus (flier cichlid), 2529 nucleotides long. It is a transcript of the gene sdf4, whose product is annotated as stromal cell derived factor 4. The transcript has 7 exons. Gene Ontology annotation, molecular function: calcium ion binding. The coding region runs from base 285 to 1358 and encodes 357 amino acids. Gene Ontology annotation, cellular component: endoplasmic reticulum. Lineage: Eukaryota; Metazoa; Chordata; Actinopteri; Cichliformes; Cichlidae. Gene Ontology annotation, biological process: calcium-ion regulated exocytosis. The record is from RefSeq and is a predicted model, not a curated record.
GUUACGUGGUAAACGCAGUUACCCCGCAGAGUUGCCAGUGGUGUCCGGUCAGGGUCAGGCUCUCUUCAUUUUAACACUAACUGGAACCUCAGCUUGGACUUGGCGACUGACCUGGGUCUAUCUGAGGUUGUUUUUAGGCUGAGCCGUCCCACAUUUUGGAUAGAGGGUGUUGUGCUGGGGGUGGGGGGUGAGCCACGUGUACAGGAACUGGACCCAGAGGAACCAGCGAAGGUCCGUUCGACUAGGAAGUCCCUGCUGCUAUUAACCACAGCUAGCUGGUAAUCAUGGCUAUUUGGAGGAAACUGUGGUGCAGAAACCUCCUGGCUAUGUCUCUGCUUUUCUGCGUGCUGCUCCACACCAUCAACGUAAACGCACGGCCGGCCAACAUGUCGGCCUCUAAAGAGAAGCCUCCAGCAAGCAAAGACGAGAACGAGAUUCUUCCCCCAGACCACCUGAACGGGGUGAAGUUGGAGCUGGAUGGCCACCUCAACAAGGACUUCCAUCAGGAGGUGUUUCUGGGGAAGGAGAUUGAGGAGUUUGAGGAGGACUCGGAGCCAAGGAGGAACAGAAAGAAGCUUAUUGAAAUUUUUACCAAAGUUGACUUCAAUAGGGACAGGAGCGUGAGCGCCAAGGAGAUGCAGCGCUGGAUUAUGGAGAAGACGGAGGAGCACUUUCAGGAGGCCAAGAAGGAGAACAGGAACAGUUUCCGUGCUGUUGAUCCAGACGGCGAUGGUCAUGUGACAUGGGAUGAAUACAGAGUGAAGUUUCUGGCCAGCAAAGGUUUCAAUGAGAAGGAGAUUGCUGAGAAAAUAAAGAAUAAUGAAGAUCUGAAACUUGAUGAGGAAACUCAGGAGGUCCUGGAAAGCCUGAAGGACCGCUGGUUUCAGGCUGAUAACCCCCCAGCUGACCAGCUGCUAAAUGAGGAGGAGUUCUUGUCCUUCCUCCACCCUGAGCACAGCAGAGGCAUGCUCAAGUACAUGGUCAAGGAAAUUGUGCGUGACUUAGACCAGGACGGUGAUAAGAGGCUGACCCUGUCAGAGUUCAUCUCUUUGCCCGUGGGCACCGUGGAGAACCAGCAGGCUGUAGACAUUGAAGAUGAGUGGGUGCGAGAGAGGAAGAAGGAGUUUGAGGAUGUCAUCGAUUCAAACCGCGAUGGCAUUGUAACCAUGGAAGAGCUGGAGGAGUACAUGGACCCGAUGAAUGAGCACAACGCUUUGAAUGAAGCCAAACAGAUGAUCGCCGUCGCAGACGAGAACCAGAACCAUAACUUGGAGCUGGACGAGAUCCUGAAGUACAGCGAGUACUUCACGGGGAGCAAGCUCAUGGAUUACGCCAGAAACGUGCAUGAGGAGUUCUGAAAACAGAUCCUGCUUCAGGGACAAAUCUGGAAGAUGGGCAUCGUGAUGAUCAAGAUGUUCUAGUGUGCAAUUCUGUAUUUAAAAAGCCUAGCAUCAGCAGCCCCUGUCACUGCUGAGUCCAGUUAAUACACCCCUCCUUCAGCCCUGGACCAGUGAAGCUAACAGUCUGCCUUUUGCGUGCCAUUGGACUGUUUGAAAUGUUUUCCAUAAAUUUAAAGGCACUGCACCAAUCCAAAUUUAUUUUUGCUAAAUAGUGAAAUGUGUGUAUAUGAGGAAUUUUCAUAGCUGGUGCAGAGGUGAGAGAGACUGGGCAGCCAGGCGAGCUGUUUUUCUGCAGGAUCAGUUGUCUGUAUACAGUGUAAAUAUUCACAUUUAUCACACACGAAUGCCUCCGUCAGUGGGAAAGAUGAUGGUGCUGAAAGGUGCGACCCUUAGAGAGACACUAAUGCAUUAAAAAGAGCAUAUUAGUGCCACGAGGUAUAUCACAUAAUUCCCCAAACCUAAGAUUUCAUUUGUAGUGCUGUACAGUUCCACCGCUUUCCACAAUAGGUGGUAUCCGUCCUUCCACGUUAUUUAAAAACAGGGUAUUUGUGUAUUUAAGAAUCAAUAAUAAGAAGUGUAACUUUUAAAGCAGCCUCAAAAUAUUGUGAUGGUAAAAAAAUAUAUAUAUAUUUCUCAGUUUGGAGAAAAGAUUAAUAUAUGAGAAUAUUUUGAAGGAAAAUCAAAAGUUAGCAGCACCUAAACAUCUUGUUUCACCUGUGUGUGUGUGUGUGUGUGUGUCUGGUUUUAAAUCUUCACUCCAAGCAGUCUAAUUCAUACUUAACAUUAAGAUGUCAAUGAAGAACAGUUUGUUUUUUCUGACCCCCUGCAUCUUUGAACAUACAGGUGUUCACUUAGUCCUGAUGUCCUUGUCUUGGUUUGCUCGUCGUCAUAUUUACCUGCUAAAUCUUUAAAUGCUCACGGUCAAUCCUUACGAUUGAUUCCAGUUGCAUGGACAGUUAUCAGUUAAUGAUUUUCGCUGCAUUUUUUUUCAGUAACCUGUGGAGUGUUGGGAUCCUGCUGCAGUCUUUUCUGUCCUUGGUGUGAUUGUAAAAAUAAGAUAAGAGAAUGUGACACAGCUUUAUAAAAUGUACUGCAAAAUUACCGUAAAACAAUAAAUAUUUCUUAUUGA